Messenger RNA from Metopolophium dirhodum (rose-grain aphid), 2682 nucleotides. RefSeq lists its product as uncharacterized. The transcript is spliced from 8 exons. Gene Ontology annotation, molecular function: protein dimerization activity. NCBI's taxonomy places the organism in Eukaryota, Metazoa, Arthropoda, Insecta, Hemiptera, Aphididae. The record is from RefSeq and is a predicted model, not a curated record. The coding region runs from base 1 to 2682 and encodes 893 amino acids.
AUGAGUACCAAAUUAAAAAGUGGUUCAGAAAAACGGCGCCUAAAAGAUCAAAAAAUGCUAGUUAAAGCCGGUUCUGAUCCCAAACAAAAGAAGUUAUCAUUUUCAAAGGAAGUCGAAAUCACAAAUGUCAACUCAAACGAUUUCUCUGGUUUUUCAAAUGAAGACAAAGUUACCAUUUCGUCUGAAUCAGAAAAGAAACAAGACACAGAUACAAUUUGUGAACCAGAUUUACCAGUUGUUUCUGAUCAAAACAAAUACAUUUGUACUUCAACUGUGAACAUCGAAAAGUGUAUACAGGAAACAAUAUAUGAAGUUAAAGAAUCUACUAUCCGGGAAUCUAGUUCAACUUCUGUUUUUGGUGAUCAUCCAGUGGCAUCAACUAGUGAGAAUGUUCAUAAUUCAGAUUUGGUUAAUUGUGUAGAUGAUUUGGAUCUUGAUGUUAUUUCUAAUAAAUGUGUAUCUGAUACAAUAUUUAAUGAAGAACUUAAUGCUAAAUAUUUCAAAAAACCAGAUAAACAUAAUAUGAUUCAAUAUUGGCUUUUCCACCCCCAUCAACCAGAAACAAACAUUCCAUUUACUGCCUUGAAAACAUAUUUUCGAAAAGAUGGAGGAAGACGAAUGUGGGUUUCAUAUAACCAUGGAAAUUCAUCAUUACAUUGUUGUAUAUGUUUGGCAUAUGGAGAUGGCAGUGGUAGAUUUACAGUUGGUGUUAUGAAAUGGACACAUAUAUAUUUACGAAUUGAAGAACAUGAAGCAUCACUAACUCAUAAACAAAAUGUUGAUGCUCACAUUCUGAUGAAAAACUGUUCUUCUGUUGAUUCACUUAUUAAAUAUGGUCUGAGUUCGAUAAGAAAAAAAGAAAUUGAAAAUAAUAGACAGAUAUUAUUAAGAAUCAUUGAAAUCAUAAAGUUAAUAGGUAAACGUGGACUCAGUUAUCGCGGUAAAAAAUGUGAGGCAGCUUAUACAUUAAAUAACAGCAACUUGGAUCAUGGUAACUUUUUGGAAAUGGUACUUCUCGUUAGUAAAUUUGAUCCUAUACUUCAAGGGCAUUUAGAUAUUGUAAUUAAAAAGAGUGCAACUAUACAUAACUCUGGAUCUAAACAAGGUGGUGGUUUCGUUACAUUCUUGUCUAAAACUACUGUUAAUUACAUAACUGAUGCAGUAUCACAACUGAUCAAAUCUGCUAUUACCAAAGAACUUAAAAAAGCCGUAAUAUAUUCAGUUCAAUUGGAUACUACACAGGAUAUCACUGUUAUAGACCAAUGUUCAGUUAUCGUUAGGUAUGUAGUUGGUACAAAAAUACAUGAACGCUUAAUAGGAAUGAUUAAAUGCACCUCGAGCAAAGGCAUUGAUUUUGUCAAUUUAUUAUUAAAUACUUUGAAACAAAUGGGUAUUAAUCCAAAAUACAGUGUUGGAAAUUCAACGGAUGGAGCUGCAAAUAUGCAAGGUGUGUAUAAUGGAUUUUCUACAAAAUUGAACAAUAUAACAUUAACACAAACACAUAUCUGGUGUUAUGCUCACGUGUUGAACCUUGUUAUUUGUGAUGUAACAAACAAAAUUUUACAAGGUGUAAGUUUAUUUGGACUUUUAAAUGGAUGUGCUGUUUUUCUAAAAGAAUCCUAUAGUCGAAUGGAUGUAUGGCGUUCAAAAGGUACAAGACAAAGGAUAUGUACAAUAGGAGAAACGAGAUGGUGGUCAAAAGAUACAGCGUUAACCAAAGUUUUUGGUUACUUUAAUAAUCCCGAUAACUGUUUAUUUGUUGAAUUAAUAACUUCAUUAGAAGAAAUUUGUGAAAAUACAAAUAUUAAACCAGAAGCACGACUAAAGGCUAGUGGUUUUAUGGAAGGACUGUUUUCUGCCCACCAAAUGGUAACUCAAACUCUUAAUGAUUUGAAAAAAAUUGAUUGUGAUUUUCCCAGCAUCAAGCAAGCUGCUGAUAAUUUUUUGACAUGGGCAAACAGUAAAUUAAAAACAGUAGAAAACACCUCUAUCCAAAUCCAUGACAGUAUAAGAUCAUUUCGACCAAGAAAAAAAUCGAAGCAAUUUUCUUAUGAAUCAACUGAUAACCCAAUCGAAGAUCCAUUGCAUUCGUAUACAGUAAAUGUGCAUAAUAUAAUAUUUGACUCAGUUAUCCAAAGUAUUGUAGAACGUUUUGAAAAGCACAAACAUUUAUAUGCUGACUUCAAUUGUUUGGAUCCAAAUAAUUUUUGUAUUGAUGAACCUCUACCAGAAGAUUCACUAAAAAAUGGAGAAGAUAAUGAACAAAAUUAUAUGGAUAAUGAAAGAUGCUCUCAUAAUUCUGAUGAAACAAAGGAAAAGUGCUGCGUUGUUUGUUGUUUUAGCGUAAUAGUUAAUUAUAAUUUAUUUAGUAAUGCUUACCCAGUUCUGUAUUUUACAUAUAAAUUGUUACUUACAUUUUCAAUCACUCAAGUAGGAUGUGAACGUAGUUUUUCAAAACUUAAGUAUGUUAAAAAUUAUUUAAGAAAUUCAAUGUCACAAGAAAAUUUAGAAAGUUUUAUGUUAAUGUGUGUUGAAAAAGAAAUGUUAACUGAAAUUAACCCUAAUGAUAUAAUUGAUAAGGUGGCUGCACAUAGGAAAUUUGCCAAAAAAUAUAUGAGUAAUAUACAAAGAAUAAGAGAUAAUACUUUUAACAGAAGGAAGAGAUUAUUCUCGUCAGAAUAA